CCGACUGAGCAGGCGCUGUGUGUGUGUGUGUGUGUGUGUGUGUGGUUUCCGCUCACUGUGUCCCAGCUGUAAACAUGGCGGAGGAGCUGCUGGAGGCGGUGGAGAAGUUGCAGUCACGGCUUUCAGAAAACCAGGAGCCCCGUAAGCUGUUGAAAACGCUUAAGAGAUUGGGAGACCUGCCCAUAACGGUGGACGUUCUUGUGGAAACAGGUGUUGGAAAAACUGUCAAUUCUCUUCGCAAACAUAACCUUGUUGGGGAGACAGCGAAGGAUCUCGUGGCCAAGUGGAAGAAGCUGGUACCACAGUCUGCAGAUAGCAGACCUAGCAACACUAAAGAGGCGCGCUCGCAUUCGCGGCCAGACAAAUCCAGAGGUUACAAACGCCCCAGAGAACCCUCACCAGAGCCACCGCCACCUGUAGAGGAGGAAGAAGAUGAAGAAGAAUAUCAGCAAGAAUACUCCCCCUCUUCCCCACAGCUCUACAGUCACGGAAAUGAAAGGGAUUAUCAAUCGGAGGAAUACGAGAGUCCGGUAGAUGAGCCAGUGUCUAGUCCUCCUCAAAAACAGACUGGACACAGCAAGCCACACAGGGAGCAAACAAGAGAACACAGUGGUUCUCAUUCCUCCAGGGACCAUGAGAGGCGGAAUCGCACGGCCCAGCUUCUGAGCGAGGCACAAAAUCGCCAUGAUAACAGGGCACAGAAAGAAAGUACGACGCACACAUCGUCCAAGCGCAAUCAUCACUCGUCUGUACAGGAAAAUAGAAAAGAGAAGAAAGUCAGAGUCAGUGAUGGCAGAGAAAAAAGAGACAAGCCAGAGCCUGACCAACACGAUGACUACGACGAUGAUGAAGAGGCUACCUUUGAAACUCCUACUAUGUCUUUUGAAUCCUUUCUCACAUAUGACGAACCAACUCACAGUAAGAAAAAGAAGAAGCCCUCUCGACCAUCUCAGCCUGUUACCCCUCCUGCUCCUUCAGUAUCUUCUAAGUCUAGUAAAUCUAACGGGACUAGCGUUAAACGGUCUGAGUCAGCUACCGCAUCAGUAUCCACACCCACAGUGCCAGAGAAACGCAGAAAGGUUCUCCCUCAGAUAGUUGAUGUGGUGCCCACUUUACCAGACAUUCCUUUGCCAGCAAUUCAACCCAACUAUAGACCCCUGCCCUCAAUAGAUUUGACGCCAUUGUCCCCGCAGAGACGCAAAGUUCCCAUAGCAUACGAUGAAGAGGACGCUGGCUUCACUGGGAGGCGAUUCAACUCCAAAAUGGUGGUGUACUCUGGCUCAAAGACAUCAUGCUUGCCCAAGAUGAUGACCUUAUAUGAGCAGUGCAUUAGAGUUCUGCAGAACAAUAUCGAUUCUAUCGAUGAAGUGGGUGGUGUGCCUUAUGAGAUUCUGGAGCCAGUUUUGGAGAGAUGUACUCCAGAACAGUUGUACCGCAUCGAACAGUGUAACCAGUCUUUUAUAGAGGAAUCGGAUGAUCUGUGGAUGCGGCACUGCCAGCGGGACUUUAAGCGCGAGACUCCUCAGGAAUAUGAGUCCUGGAGAGAGCUGUAUCUGCGCCUACACGAUGAACGGGAAGAGCGCCUGCGCAAGCUCACACAGAAUAUCAGCUCCGCCCAUGCAAAUAAACCCAAAGGUAGGCAAGUAAAGAUGGCUUACGUGAACUCUGUUGCCAAGCCCCCUCGUGAUGUCCGGAGGCGGCAGGAGAAGUUUGGCACUAAAGAUGGCUCUACAAGCAGCAGCACUAGUGCUGCGGCACCCAUUCCAAUCAGGAUCAGAUCAGUGCCGUAUAGCUCCCACAGUCAGUCGAGCGAUGGUGGCCAGUCUUCCUACAGCAGUCCUCCUGAGCCAUCACAUUCUAAUGCUCCAAGCAGCAGUGUUGGCCACAGUUCCAGAGACAAACCACAGGUCAAAAAAAUUGCCCCUAUGAUGGCUAAAACUAUUAAAGCCUUUAAGAACAGGUUUUCUCGGCGGUGAAGGAUGAAGAGGAAAAAAAAGUUUGUCUCAUCAGUAAAGAGUCCAUUCUUAUUUUAAAAUAAUGUUUAAAUCUACAAUGCCCUAGGGUCCUCUUUUUUUUUUUUUUUUUUUUCUUUCCAAAAUUGUGGAUAUGCAGAUCACUGGAAAACAAAAAAACAAACACAAAGACAUGCCAUAGGAUGAGUUCCUGUUUCUCUCUUUCAGAAGAAUUACAUUCUGUACAGUACACUACAAUGGGACAUUGGAUUUUAGCUGUUUUAAUUUUGGUUAUUUAAUGACCGUUGCAAAGACAGAAUAUCUGCAUUUUUCUUUUAAUAAGGACAGAACAUCCAUAACAAUGUGAUUUGUAAGUGUUUGUUGCUUUGUUUUAAGUUGAUUCAGGAUCAUGGAAACAUGUAUGUUAAAUAUUGGGAGAGAUUAAGAGGGUUUGUGUCAAUGAUAAGGACCCGACAUAUCGACUCAACUAUUUAUUUUAAAUCCAUCGCCCUGGUUUCCCUGAGGUUGGGCAAAUGGAAUUUCAGGAUUAAGAUCAAAAUAAUAACUUUAAUGCAUUUUAAUAAAUGUUAUAUAGACGUUUUUAAUAAAAUGUACAUUUCCCCCUUA
Clarias gariepinus (North African catfish) is the source of this 2579-nucleotide messenger RNA. It is a transcript of the gene eloa, whose product is annotated as elongin A. Gene Ontology annotation, cellular component: elongin complex; nucleus. The transcript has 12 exons. Lineage: Eukaryota; Metazoa; Chordata; Actinopteri; Siluriformes; Clariidae. Gene Ontology annotation, molecular function: protein binding. Gene Ontology annotation, biological process: transcription elongation by RNA polymerase II. The coding region runs from base 75 to 1976 and encodes 633 amino acids. The record is from RefSeq and is a predicted model, not a curated record.